GCAACAUGUCAGACGGGGCAGAAGUAGCUCUUCGUCUCUCUUUUUAUAACUUUGUUUGUUGAACGUCACUGUGGUGGAUCUUAGGAAAUUAAAAGUGACAUAUAUCAGAAGGCUUGUAUUAACUCGGUCACGGGACCAGUAAAAUCAGAUUCUACGCUGGAAAUUUUGCCUGAUGUAGCUGUAAAGGGAAUUUGUGCAAAACUUUGUCAAAAUGUCGGACCUGUUUCGUUUUGCCGGUGAUAUCGAAUUCAGUGAGGAUACUCCUGCCCCGGGUCAGAUAUCGGCAGUGCGCCUCAAGCAAUAUUCUGAGACUUGUAACUUUCUCCAGUAUCAGCGACCACUUUCUAGGGAACAUCCAUACUUCUUUGCUCAAAUCAAAUCAUUGGCUCCAAACAGCGUGAUUACCAUUGGCAUAGCAGGCCCCGACAUAGCAGAUGAGGUACACCCAGGAAAAUGGAUCAACACUGUUGGCUAUCAGAGCAACACUGGGAGGUGCUACACAUCACAUAAACUUGGAGCGAAUACAGAUGGACAAAGAUUCAGUGUUGGGGAUCUAUUCGGUGUCCUGGUGACGUAUUUCGGGACUGAUAUGUCAACCGUUAUGUUUCUGAAAAACGGACAGCCAGUCGCCACAAGGUACCACUUCGAGCGAGAACAUGAUGAAUUCCUGCCUACAAUUGCUCUGGAGAAUGGACCAAUAGACUUGGGUCUCAUGUGGCCAGAGGCGGCUAUCGGCAUUCCCAAUUACUCUGAAAAAAAUAUGUUACACUGGAUCCGUUCGCCGUUGGUGCAGUACGAUAGAACUGAGAAUGUGUUCUAUUACAAUGACCUGUUACGUGAUGAGCUGCCAGUACAGAGUCCAUUCCCACUCUCAAAGGACAUCCAGCAUUUUGAGGUAAUCAUCAAAGAAGUUAGUGAUGACGGUGCCACGAAUUGUAUUGCCAUAGCUACGUGCAGUCCUAUCAAACCCACCCCAACAUGCGAACUACUCAGGGAUUAUUUCAGGUGGCACCCGGAUGGACAGGCUCUGAAGAUGAAAAUCGGCCAAAGAAUGGGUUGGGGCAUACUCUAUGACCCUGACCGGAGAGACGAACCUGACUUCAGCGACAAAGACUCCCAGCUUGUUCUGUGUUAUGUUUCCAUUGAUUCUGUGAUAGUAUUCCAUAAGAUGAUGCUGCAGCCUCCUGGGGGCUGGUAUCCUCUUGUCCUGCUACAUCCAUAUGCUUCCAAGGUUCAAAUUGACAUGGUGCGUAACACUCGGCCAAAGGUGUUUGAUAAAUUAGAUGAUCUCUACAGACAAUCUGUCCAUGAAUCAAUGCAGCAAAUACAAGAAGACACACUUGCUACGCAAAUUAAGCUGUCAAUGCUGCGGAAAUCCGAUGCCCUCCAAGUCAAUGUUGACAAGAUAUUUUGCAAUAUCAAGCUUUCGGGAGAUAACGUCGGGAUACAUACGAUUCAGUUCCUAGAACCUCUCACACCAGAGACGAGUUAUUUUUACGUGGAGGUCAAAAAAGCAAGUGAAGGCUCUGUGAUAGUCGUGGGGAUAGCACCACUUGAUUUCCCACUCAACAAGUACCCGGGAAGAUCAAAGGGCACCGUCGGCUACCAGUCACGCGAUGGCAAGAUGUUCUAUAGUGAUCGGUGUGAAGCCAAUACUGUCGGUCAUAGGUUCGGUCAAGGUGAUUGUGUUGGGUUAGAAUUAGAAGUUUUCGACCACCCAAGGUCAAUAGCAUUGUUUAGUAAGAACUUUGUUCCAGUUGGAACACGCUACGUCAAUCAGAAAGAUCACAGUUUAUUCCUGCCAACGAUAUCGAUAUUCGGUGAUAACAACGACGUGGAGCUCAACGUGGUGUGGCAGUCGAGGAUUUCCGCUCCUCCUACAUUCCAAGUGACUAAUGUUGAACACUGGUGUGUCCCAGAAGGGGCCAGAGUUGAUGCCGAGACGAACAUGGUGACAGUCGAAAGUGGUCAUACAUCUGCUGAAGUAAUACAAGCACCGUAUAGUUUACACAGGUGUAAGUCGUGUCAUUCAUAUAACCAUUUUGAGAUCCGGAUCAUCGAUGAUUUUGAUGAGAAUAUUCCACCACCUGCCAUCGCUCUUGGUACUGCCAGUCCGAUCUACAAGGAUGGGAUGUCCAACUUUAGACAAGAUUUUAUCAGGUUCUGGGCCAUUGACGACGCAAUGUCAGCAAUCAAGAAGGGUGAUCUUGUUGGCUGGGGUAUCCUGUAUCCUGAUGAUGACAUGUAUGAGGAGAGUAGUCACCUUGUGAUAUGUUAUCUGACGAUCAACCGCGAUGUGGCGCUGACAAGAGUCUUGUUCAAUCCACCCGGAGGAUUCUACCCAUUGGUGGUCUUACCUUAUGGAGUUGACCGAGUACAGCUCGAAUUUGGUGCCACCGUUAUCAGUGAACAUCCAUUCACCAAACAAGCAGUUGAGUCGUUGAUAGGGGAGGCUCUCACGAUGCUCAAAGAUGAGAAAAAGCGUGUUGCUGAAGGUAAAGACUUGGAGGAAUGGACGAAGAAGGAAAACAAGGGGAAAUAUCUCCGUCCUGUUCCUGACCCUGUGAUCGAAAGUGCCUCGGACAUUGAAGUUACACAACAGGAGGACCUAAUACGUAGAUUUCCAGUCGAGGAAAAUCUUGUUAAAGAGGCAACUAGGAACAGUAGGCAUACUGAAGUAAAGAUGCCAGGGUCGGGGAAGUCACAUCGGCGAAAUAAGUCACGGUCUGAAGAGUCAACGAAUUUCGGUAAUCAGAAGAACUCUAAAAGUUGUACUGUUUUAUAGCAGUUGGUUAUACCGUGAAGUUUACUUUCUAUUUCUGAGAUUAGUUACGAAGAGUUAAGAUGCAAAAGCCAGAAAAAAGGGAGAGAAUUAUGGUAAACUAAAGCUGACUAAGUACCCCGGAUGUGAAGACCAAACCUGAAAUGCCAAAACAAUUGGAGGCAGAGCAGAAAAGUUCAUUUGCUCGAAAAGACCCGGAGGCGAAGUGGAUUUAGUGGUUUUUGUAUCCGAUCAUUUCAUAUACAUUUAUGGUAGUUAGGAUCAGGAUGUAAUCCCUGAUGUCAUUUAUUCCUUACUGGAUUCUUGUUGAUUUUGGUAAUUUUGAUUCCAAAAAUUGUCACAGUAUACUGUAAUUUCAUUGUCCUUGAAGAUGCGUUUGGGUAUGUAAGCUGUCCCCAUUGUACUUGAUAGUUCACACUCAUUUUGAAAUUUUGAUGUUUAUAUAUAGGCCGACCCACCAAAUACAUGUAUGAGGUGAUUCAAUUAGAAUUAUGUGGCCUUUUUUCAGUCGUUGAACACCCUUGGACCCUAUUUGCAGUGGCCAUGUCAUAAAGAGAAUACCACCAUCAUGCGUAUUGUAUUACACUCUUGUGAGUCAAGGUGGUCGUUGCAUAGCCCAUCUGAAGGGUGCAUAUAUGAUUCAGUGUAUGAAUCCAUGUUAUUUUUACUACAAUUGGAGUUGAUUACAUUGUUUGUACAGUACAGUCUUUCUCUUGUUUGCCUAAUGCAGGUGUAUUUUGCGGCUGUUGUAAAUAUUUGAAAGAAAUGCUAAUUUGUUUUACUGUUCGAGUUGCAGUAUGAAUCAAAAUACUUAUCAGCCUACAUGUAUGUGAAAAUUUCAUAUCGUUUUCGAUAAUUUUAUUGUUUACAUUAUGCUAUUGUCUCUGUGUGUUUUUUUUCCUGUUCUUCAUCAUGUUCUUUGCAAUCAUAUUUCGAAGUAAACCAAUAGCACACAUGUAGUUUCUUUAUUCAAUGUCACAGUCACCAAAUUUCUUUCAGUUAAAAUUUCUGUGCUCAUUGUUUGUGAUCCAAAAUACUUGCAGGUUGGGCAGGAUUGACUUGUAAAAGCAAAGGGUAACUUUAAACACUGCUGCACUCUUUCGCAACUGUAACGAGUUUUGAUUCGGUCAGAUCAAGUCAACUGUCAAGUUGUUAUUUUCAAAUUGUUAUUUCGUUUCUCUUUGACGUGACUUUGGUUUAUUUCAAUUUGUUUGUGUAGUUAUACAUAUUAACCAAAAUUUAACUGUGAUUUUAUGUUUUUGGACCACUUGCCAAAUUCCAGUUAGUUUAGUGUAUCAAAUUGCUGAUAAACAAACAUGAAUGAGAUUACUUCACAUAUCUGGAGCUCUUUUCGUAAUGUUUGUGCUGAUUAUAUCAUAGUUUAGCAAAUAGAAAUAAACAUUCAACCGGUCGAUACGUUUUAAAAUAGAAGAAAUGUUACUCGGUAUUUUUAAACACUGCAGAACCUUUCUUAGUGGAGAUGUCCUCCAGUUGAACGCAUACUAUGUUAAACACACCAAUGCUGGUCCCAAAUUUAUCAUUUACGUACACCACAGUGCCCAAUUGAUACGACUAUAUUGCUUGGGGAAACAUUAGACCAGCCCGAUCUUUUAUGAUCUGUGAAAUUGGGGGGAGUAAGGAGUGCACAUCACCCCUCUAAGAAAAAAUUCAGGCUAGUCUAUCGUAGUCUAUGAUUGGUGAAAUUCAUUUGCUUGGGCACUGUGUGUGCACUAUAUAGAAUUGCAUUUUUAGCCUCCGUAAAACAAAUAAGUUAUUCUAGAUUUUUUGUGACCUUAGUUGUAGGAAAUAUAUGCAGUGGAACAGCUCCCUUCAACAAUGCAAUGGGCUCUUCCAUCAAGUAUGUGCAUAAUAGAAAUGAGAGUGGUCUGUAUUUUGACACAUCAUGUACUGGUAGUUUGUAAAUUGUACAAAGCAUCUGUAAAUAGUUUUAUAAGGUUUCUGUGUUGAAGCAGUUAGGCAAAGACUUAUUGUGGUAUAUUCUAAAACACCUUGAUUGCAAUGAACCACUCUCUACAGUGUAUAAUACACUACUAAUGUACAUGUAUAAUGUGCACACUAUGCCUCAUUUUGGUGGCAGCGGUUAUAGUUGGGUAACCAUGACAUGAAAUAUGGAGGCAGUCGAAAAGCAGUCAAAAUCACAUUUCAUUGUUUAGUUUGAGGGUUAUUUUAGAAAAGAAAUCGAUACUUCACUAUUGGUAUUGGUUGUCCAACCAAGCACCGCUCAGGUUGAGCUGUCAUUUUGCCUAAAACCAUGACAAUACAUAUAUUUUAGCUCCACCCUUGUUUUUCUGUGGUGAGACAACCUUAUACCUCAAUUUGCUAUCAAUGCCUUUAACUUCACCUGGGUGGAGAGUUCCCGACAGCAGAUGGUUUGGUUCCAAUUAUUGUCCAUUGUAAUUAUCUAUUCGUGGUUGCUCCAACUUUUCAGGGUUGUUAAUUUAGGGAAAAUAGAACAUUUUGGUUGUGUCUUUUGCCCCUGUCUCUGGCAUCCCCCAACAGCCUAUUCUACACCUGAGUUAGGUUGUUUAAGCUUUAAAUUGUUGCAAUCAAAAGAGGUUGUACAGCAGCGGUUUUGACUUAUAUCACGGAUGAAUUAAGACCAGCAAAUGCUUUUAUCUAAAACUCCAUGUACAUUUACACUGGGCCUUUCUGUACAAAAUUGAAGUAAAAGCAUUUGCUAGACUAUUCAGAUCACCCCAUUGAGGUUGGCCAAAUAUAUGGUAAAAAAGUUACAUUGUAGAAUUUGAAAUGUCCAAGGAUAAAUUGUCCGAGGAAUAAAGUAUUCUAUUACAUGAUGUUAUUACUAAGCUAUUUUAACGAUCAUGGUCUCUAUGGAACCAUGUCAUAAUCCGUCACAACAGUAUAGGGCUUGACACGUUUUCAAGGGGACAUCAUCUACUUCUUCACUGGUACAUGCAGUUUUGUAAGAAGGUCUUGGUGUAAACGGGCUUGCAAAGGCACAGGAUUAGGUUUCAAAACUAAAAACUUGAAACCAUAGAAAAUUACGUGAAUCAUACAUUGCAGCAUGUGCAUAUUUCAAAACCAGACCUUGUGGUCUCUAUUGUAAAUAGCUCAAAAUAUAAAUAAUGAAGGAGUCUAUUAGGAUAGUGUUUUAAAUUUUAUAAUGAAAGUACUAGGUGACCUGGUACAUGCAAUUAGUGUACGGGUUCCUGAAUAAUGCUAGUUUAUACUACGAGGUGCAAAUUUUUUAUUUUAAAUCUUCUGCCAAAUUUCAGUGGCAGUGCUCAAAUAAGUUCAGUAUUUCCAUUGUAGUUGAUGUACUGUACAAUGUCUGUCAAACUGUUUUGUGAAAUGAUCUUUAAUUGUGUGAUCUUACUUGGUGAUUUCAGACAUGGGAUUAGUGCAAAGGUAAACAAUAGGUGCACUGGACACAGAAGACACCAACUUUGGAAUCACCAAGUGUGAUCCUGAUAUUAUCUGAUUUGAGCAUCAACUUUUGCUCUGGUUUAUGGGGCUAAGGCAUUUGGAGGGGCUAUUAUCCAAGAUUGGAAGCCAGCAACAUAUUUGAUUUGUGGCAAAAACACAUGAGUUCAAAGUAAUGUAAAAACUGAGAUUUUCUCAGCAGUCAAACUUAAGACUGUCAAAACCUCAGUAGUCAGGAAUGGCAGUCUAUGAGGACUUACUGAACUACGGAAGGCACAUGUCAUAUUAGAAUUGAAGUUACUGUUGGGAGUAAGUGUGGUAAUAUUCUCCUUAUAAAUAGACCUUUAAUGAUGCUGAAGUUCAAUUUUCUGACUGCUCAUUCUAAAGCUAUGAAGAAGAGCCUCUAAAACUACUGUAUGCUAAAGGCUGACCCUUGAGUUAGAUUAAUAAAGGUUUGGAACGAAGACUGUGCAGACAUCUGACAGACUUUCAAAAUGCAAAGUGUUCACCUUCCAUGACAGUAAUUUAAUUGGUAAGAUGUUUUUUCCUUCAAGAUCAUACAAAACAAAUAUUGGAGCCUGAAUAGAGAGAGUGACUGAUUGUAAAAACUGUGACAAUGAAAUCUUUCCAUGAUUAAAAGGCGAUAUCACUAGCAUCGGCACUUCAUUGUAUGCAGAAUUUUAACUGUGAUACAUUUCUAUAUGUCACAAAGGAAAACUUGUAUUUGUUGAAUAAUUUACCAAAAAAACAGGGUUUUAUUCUA
This is a messenger RNA of Lineus longissimus, 6950 nucleotides long. RefSeq lists its product as uncharacterized. Bases 212 to 2785 code for a protein of 857 amino acids. The record is from RefSeq and is a predicted model, not a curated record. Lineage: Eukaryota; Metazoa; Nemertea; Pilidiophora; Heteronemertea; Lineidae. Gene Ontology annotation, molecular function: protein binding. The transcript is spliced from 16 exons.